GUUUCCUGCAUCCACCUCACCACAACUGCAACGACAAACACUCGAAUAGAUAGCUCAGCCGUUCUGAAAUGACUCUACCGGAGAACAUUGGAGAUGACGCAGCUGGGAGGCUGCAAGCAUUGCAGCUGACUGACAUCGUGGCCCUUCCAUUCUGUGUGAAAGCCGCUGUCCUUUUAGGAGUACCCAAAAUUUUGGUGGAUGCAGGUCCUGGAACUGGUCUCACAGUUGAAGAGAUUGCGGCGGCCAUCUCCAAGCUCUCGAAUUGCUGUGCAGAUCCCGCAAAUUUGGAUCGCAUCCUAAGAGUUUUGGCAUCGUUCAACGUCGUGACGGAAACUUUAUCGAAGAAUGUCAAUGACUCUGACUCGCCUCAGAGGCGUUAUGGAUCCACUUCUACUCUCAAGUACUUCACCGAUAACAAAGAUGGAGUUUCAAUGGCUCCACUUCUUCUUAUGGUCACUGAUCCCAUUUUCCUAGCACCCUACCAAUGCCUUCACUUGCCAGUUCUGGAUGCAAAAUCGGAGCCCCACGUGGUUGUUCAUGGGAAGAACUGUUUUGAUUACUAUGCAACAGAUGCUAGAUUUCAAACGGUGUUUGACAAAGCCAUGCACGAUCAUUCACACAUUGCAAUGUCGGCGCUGCUGGAGAAGUACCGAGGCUUUGAAACCUUGACAUCAUUAGUCGAUGUGGGCGGUGGGUUAGGUGCUAGUUUGGCCAUGAUUCUGUCCAAAUAUCCGAAUCUACGCGGAAUCAAUUUCGACCAGCCACAUGUUGUAGCUGAAGGGCUGAAAGUGCCGAAUUUGGAACACGUUGGUGGAAGUUUCUUCGAGAGCGUGCCUGAAGCCGAUGCUGUGUUCAUGAAGUGGAUUCUGCAUGAUUGGGAUGACGAACGAUGUUUAAAGAUACUGGAAAACAUCUACAGAGCUUUACCUCCUCAUGGCAAGCUCCUCAACCUCGACGCACUGCUGUCAGAUGUCUCAGAUCCAUCCCCCGCAACCAAGGUCUCCUUGUGCGCAGAUAUCGCCAUGCUGGCAUGCACUCCAAAGGGAAGGGAACGUACACUGUCCGAGUUCAAACAGCUUGCAGCUGAUGCCGGAUUCAAAAGAGUUGAAGUUGUCGCACAAGUCGAUCAUUUGUCACUUCUGGAAUGCUACAAGAACUAGUUAUCGCUGUCUCAACUCAGACUUCAUUGAUAAUAGGAACUGCUCUUAGCCAUAAAUCAACAAUGUGCCAAUCCUGAUCUAGGCAUUGUCCCUCUAUACAAGCUGCCACUGUAAACGUCCGUAGGUUUAGUUAUUGCAGGUACAUACGUAUAGCUGGUAGCAAGUCUAAGAGACCUCGUACUGAGGUCUGGGGUAGCGACUCUAAUCGCGAUGUGGCUGUUGUAAAUCAAUUUAUUUACCAAUAAAA
Molecule: messenger RNA, 1407 nt
Organism: Marchantia polymorpha subsp. ruderalis
Lineage: Eukaryota; Viridiplantae; Streptophyta; Marchantiopsida; Marchantiales; Marchantiaceae
Source: the annotation of a GenBank genome assembly